Serendipita indica DSM 11827 is the source of this 1716-nucleotide messenger RNA. The record is from the annotation of a GenBank genome assembly. Lineage: Eukaryota; Fungi; Basidiomycota; Agaricomycetes; Sebacinales; Serendipitaceae.
AUGAUUUUUACUGGCCGGCGCCUCCAGGUCCUCGUUGGCUCUGUAAUUGUUUCACUAGGAUCGGGUACAAACUAUGCAUAUUCCGCCUAUGCUCCCCAACUGGGGGAUGCUCUUCACAUCAGUCACACCCUUGUCAACGUAGUCGGGCUCGCGGGGAACAUGGGUGUUUAUUUUACAUCUCCUCUCGUUGGACGACUAGUCGACUUGCGUGGACCGAGAAUCCUGCUAAUAUCAGCCUUUUUUCUCCUUCUAACUGGAUACUAUGGGAUCAAGUACUACUUUGACCAGGCGGUGACGCCUUCGACCAUCGAAUUCUUAUUGCUUUGCCUCGCGUCUUUUGCGACGGGUGUAGGAGGAAAUGCGGGUUUUACAGCGGCAAUGAAUACCACCGCAAAGUCGUUUCCGGACCGGAUGCGAGCGACGACGACAAGCAUCGUGGCGAGUGGAUUCGGACUGUCCGCUUUCUUCUUCUCCACACUAGCACACACCAUGUUCCCCGGUAAAACCUCUGGUUUCCUCCUCGUUCUCUCGAUCGGGACAUCGAUACCAAUGCUCAUCGGACUCGCUACGGUGCGAGUCGUACAACACCCUGAAGGAAUCACCAUACAGUCACAUACACAGCCGCGACACAGUAUUGAAGUCGUGCCGGAGCGCGAUGAGCGGCGACACUCGCAAACAUGGGAAGUAUACACGCCCGUAGUCGGAUUGGGCGGCUAUGAAAGACUCGAACAGAGUGAAAUCGACGACGAGUUACUCGAGGCGUCUGUAUCGCAACCGUUUCUCUCUCGUGGGGCGUCGUCGACUGAACAGCUGGUGCGAGGGGGAUCCGCAGAACCCGACGUCGAGCUCUCUCCUGGUCGUAGAGUGCACGCCCAUACACCAGAUAUCCAGGAGCGUGUACGACACUCGCGAAGUCGCUCGCACAGCGGCGCUCGUCCGCAUGAGCAUCCAGACGUUCAUGGUUGGGCACUGCUCCGCAACUCGAAUUUCUGGGUACUGUUCUGUAUUAUGUGCUGCUUGAGCGGGACAGGGUUGAUGUAUAUUAAUAAUGUAGGGUUGAUGGCUCAGGCGCUGUUCGCGCGAGGAGAUCCCAAGUUUGAUACCGUGGAAUCAGCACAGUGGCAAGCGGCUCAGGUAUCGAUUACGAGUAUUGCAAACUGUCUUGGACGUGUGAUAUUCGGGUCCAGCGCCGAUGUGGGCAAGAAUCGUUAUGGACUGCGGCGGUCAUACUUUAUUAGUGGAAUCAGCUUUACGUUUAUUGUGUCCCAAAUUGCGCUGUACAAUGUCGAGAGCGUACAGACGCUCUGGAUUGCGUCUGCGCUGCUCGGAUUGGGCUAUGGGGGAAUGUUUGGGCUGUUUCCGACGAUAAUGAUCGAGUUUUUCGGACUAGGGCACUUUUCUCAGAAUUGGGGGUUUCUGUGCCUAUCGCCGAUUAUCGCGAGCAACCUGUUCAACCUUGCGUUUGGGCGAAACUUGGAUGCGCACUCGAAACCAAUUGAAGAUGUGCACGUGCGACGAGGGGGGAUGCCAGAUGCGACACACUUGUGCCUCGAGGGGCGACUUUGUUAUGUCGACAGCGUCAAGAUGACGCUUGUUGCAUGCGUGGUUGCACUUGGACUGAGCAUCUAUGGUGCGCUACAAGAUAGGAAGCGAGGAGAAGUAGAGGUUGCGAGUCGAGAAGUUGUGUGGGCUGGGGAAGGUGAAGAGGAUGGUUAA